UUCUGAUCGUGCAAAAAAAAAAACAAAUGGCUUAUUUUCAAAUGGAAGGACAAGAAUUGACUAUCACCCAACAACUGGAGAGGUACAAGCAAAGGGAUUUGCAUAAGACUCAAUAUUUUCGCAUGGCACAAAAAUGCUUCGGGCCAGCAAAACUAAGAGUCAGGCGAUUCAAUGCCGCUCCUUUGAAUUCGGCCUCAACUCGCUCCAUCCACAUAAAAACCAUUCAGAAGGCCAUGAAACAACAGAUAGAGAAAGGAGAGAAAGAACUUCUGGAAGUGGAAAGCCAGGAGAGAGAGGACGAGUACACCAAGUGGAUGCGAGAGAGAAAGAAGAUGAGGCGAGAUCUGACAUCCAUCGAAGCCUUGAAAUACUGGUUGGAGAAUAAAAUGUCUCUGACUGAAAUUGAGACGUAUGUGUUGGAAAGAAUACUGGAGCAGGAAGAACGCAGAAGAGCAGAGAGAGCCAAGUUGGCAAGCGCUAUGAUGGAUGUCGAACCGCAGCGGCGUGCCAAGGUCAGUAUCACCACUCCGUUGAUUCUGCGGCCCUCUCCGAAGGCGAUUAUGCUGCUACAGCAACACCUGAACAAAAACAGGCUGCGAUUACUCGAUUUCUUCAAAAUUACCGACAAAGAAAAGAGAUGGAAGCUAUCGAAGAGUAACCUUCAAGAUGUCAUUAUGAAGGCUCACAUUCCAAUCAGUGACCUAGAGCUGGAUGAUAUGGUAGAUACACUGGGUAAAGCGGGCGAUAUUUUAUACAAAGAUCUUGCUCAUGGUCAGAAGACCUGGAAGAAGGAAGUCCGUCAGGAAGUUCGGAACCAAUUGUAUCAAUCAGAUCGCGGCUUUCCCUCUAUUAUUCUGACCACCUCGUAUCUCACUUUAAUAUCUAACCGUUGCCCCGAAAAACCCUGUACAGCUGUACCUUACAUAAACACUUCAAUAGAGCCCUAUCCCCUGGUAAAACUAUCAAACAACCUACAAGUUCCGCCGAUCGAUCUGUCCGAGAGAAGACCAUUUACAGCAGAGGAGCUGAGGCUUUUCCAGCAGUGGAAAUUGGGAAGCGACAAACUAUUGAAGGAGAACAAGGAAUACCAGGAAAAAGUGCAAAUAUGUCAAUUUAAAACAGGAAUUGAUCAGGCUGUGGCCUGCCAUUCCCUGCUGUCCUCACUGAAAGGACCAGAUGGUGAAGCCACGAAUGAGUUUCGGCAACGAUGCUUAACGGAAUACUAUAGACUUCAGCAGGUGCUUAAGGAGUAUAAUAUACUCCUUACCGAAGGUUUGCUGGAAAGAGCGGUACUUCACCCGGGAGACAAGACUUUACCAGGAGUUGGAAAAAAAUACCGGUUGAGACAGCCUGGGACAAAUCUGUUCAAUAUUAAGGAGAUCAAUGACUGGUUCACUGCUAGAGAACGUACAUUAAUGGAUCAGCUGGAUCAAGCGGAAAUGGAGACUGAGAUUGAGAUCGAUAAGGAUGUGUCCGAGGAGCAGAAGAAAACCUUACUCUCUGAGCAAGACGACACGGAUACGCAAAAAGAAGAAGAGCAAACAAAAAUAGGAAAACAAGUGACGAAAAUAGGAAAACAAGUAACAAAAAAAGGAAAACAAAAUACGGAAACAAAACAAAUCGAAAGCAAAGUAAAACCAAAACCUCCCCGGAAAUCUUUCCCCACUAAACAGCCUGGAAUACUCACUAGAAAGGGAAACAUCAAACAACCAGGACAGAACAUGGCAUUUGAUGAAUAUGAGAAAAACAGAAGAAAGCAGAGAGGGCUGAUUAAUCGCAACGUACCCUGGUAUGCCCAGGCCAAUCGAGAUGCCUUCUGGCCUGGUCACCAGCUGGACAAAUUGCGUAUGUAUCUCCCAGAUGUCAAGCUGAAGCACGAGGAGGUUCUGUUCAGCAACACUCGCCAAGGACCGCAAAGCAAUCCUGGCUACAGCAACGAAAUCACUUGGCCAGUUAGCAACCAGGGAUACGUCAGCUAUGGCGAUAUAGAUAUGAGAAAAGUCUACAUCUUGUAGCUCGCUCUGCUGGGAAUCCAUUUGAACAACAAC
Callorhinchus milii (elephant shark) is the source of this 2048-nucleotide messenger RNA. RefSeq names its product EF-hand calcium-binding domain-containing protein 12. NCBI's taxonomy places the organism in Eukaryota, Metazoa, Chordata, Chondrichthyes, Chimaeriformes, Callorhinchidae. The transcript has 9 exons. The record is from RefSeq and is a predicted model, not a curated record. The coding region runs from base 27 to 2015 and encodes 662 amino acids.